AAAACACUUCCACAAGUGUUCAUCAUGAGUGCUCUCAAAUCCGGAGCCAAGUUCUCAGGCUUAUUUUAUUCUACCAAACGACUUUUUCACCGUCAGACUUCCACGAUGACGAACUUUAACAUCACUAUCGUUUCUGAUCCCAUCUGCCCUUUUUGCUAUCUCGGCAAGAAGCGACUUGAGCGCGCCAUCCACUACUACAAAAAGACCAUCCCCGGCGGAUCCGCCGACACCUUCACCGUCACCUGGAAGCCCUACUAUCUCGACCCCACCCUCCCCCAGGGCAAAGGCACGCCGGUCCUUGAGCGUAUGGCGUCCAAGUUCGGCCCAGACAGGAUCGAGGCCCUGACGCAGCGCCUCACGCUCAUGGGCCGGAGCGAGGGCAUCUGUUUCAGUUUCCAGGGCAAGCUGGGGAACACGCGGGACGCGCACAGGCUGGUCCAGCUGGCGAGGCAGAAGGACGCGGAGAAGGGCGGCGAUGAGGUCCAGGAACGGCUGAUGAGUGCGCUGAUGAGCGGGUAUUUCGAGGAAGGGGGGGAUAUCACCAGCCAUGAGAUGCUGCUUGAUGCGGCUGCGAAGGCUGAAAUGGACCGGGCGGAGGCGAAGAAGUGGCUGGAGGAGGGCGGAGGUGGGGAGGAGGUGGAUAGGGAGGUGGAGGGGGCGUAUGCGAAGGGAAUUCGAGGCGUGCCGCAUUUCUUUAUCAAUGAUCGGUUUGAGAUCAGCGGGGCGCAGGAUGUUGAAGAGUUCCUGGGGGAGUUUGUGAAGGCGAAGGAGGCGGAAGGCGGUAUUGUGGCUUGAUGCUGGUCGAGGAAAACCUGGCAACACGCUCCUAGAAAGCCCCCUCAAAGGUUGUGUUCUGUGACGAAUAUAUUUCACUCAUAUUGGGUAUCAUC
Molecule: messenger RNA, 890 nt
Organism: Cryphonectria parasitica EP155
Lineage: Eukaryota; Fungi; Ascomycota; Sordariomycetes; Diaporthales; Cryphonectriaceae
Product: DSBA oxidoreductase
Exons: 2
Coding region: 106-795 (229 amino acids)
Molecular function (GO): oxidoreductase activity
Source: RefSeq, a predicted model, not a curated record